Molecule: messenger RNA, 1305 nt
Organism: Telopea speciosissima
Lineage: Eukaryota; Viridiplantae; Streptophyta; Magnoliopsida; Proteales; Proteaceae
Exons: 2
Coding region: 1-1305 (434 amino acids)
Source: RefSeq, a predicted model, not a curated record
AUGAAUGGUAAGAGGGUGGAAAUACAUGACACACCACCUACCUGUGAGGACUUCCGCUCUAAUACCCCUCAACAGACCACACCAGCAGAGUCAACCCCAGCCCAAACAGAAGUUGAAUCAGAGGCAUUGGGGCCUCUCAUUGAUGGGAAUAGAACCAUUACACCUUCUUUGGUCCAUUCCCAGGAAAAUACUGAGAAGCAGAACGAGCGACCAGUUGGGGAGGGACCUCAACCGAAUGAGUAUACACCCCGAGUCCCUUUCCCUGAUGCUCUCAAAACUCCAUCCUCUCUCCCAUAUGGGAAGCAAGGAGAGAAGAUGAAGGAGAUGUUGGAUUUGUUUCAACAAGUCCACAUCAACCUUCCAUUAUUGGAUGCAAUCAAGCAGGUUCCAGCUUACGCUAAGUUUCUGAAAGACCUAUGCACUCAGAAGCGUAAGCUAAGGAACCAAACUCCCAAAACCAUACACCUCACAGAACAGGAAAGUGCAGUUAUCACUGACCUACCCCCCAAACUGAAGGAUCCUGGAGAGUUGAAGUCCACUAAAGUCAUACUUCAGUUAGCUGAUCGUUCUGUGAAAAGACCUUGCGGACUUCUAGAGGAUGUUCUUAUGAAGGUAGAUGAUUUAUACUUCCCAGUGGACUUCCUAGUCCUUGAUAUGGAAUCUACCUCAGCCAAGCUUCCCCCUAUCAUACUAGGGCAUCCAUUCUUGGCGACCGCCAAUGCUUGCAUUAACUGCAGGUCAGGUGCCAUGGACAUAUCAUUUGGGAACAAGAAGCUUCGGCUAAACAUCUUUAAUGCAUCCCUAGGACCCUACAGAGAAGACGAGUGCUUUGCUCUAGAUAUGAUUGAUGAAGCUGUAUCUCAGUACACUUCCCAGAUCCUUACAAAUGAUCCUCUACAACUUGUGAUGUCCUAUGGAGCAGAAGGCUUUGAUGAAGAGGCCUAUACUGAAGAGGUGAACGCCAUGUUAGAUCUUAAACCCUCUUCCAGGCAGCCUCCCUGGACCUAUAGAUAUGAGCCUUUGCCACCCUUGGCUACAUCCCCUAAGCCCUCUUCUCUGGAGUCCCCUCUACAACUGGAACUCAAGCCUCUGCCCCAUACCUUAAAAUAUGCAUUCUUGGGCAAGGAAGAGACUCUGCCGGUUAUCAUAUCCUUUGAUCUCACUAACAGGCAAGAGUCCCUCCUAUUGGAGGUUUUCUCAGCUCACAAAGCUUCGAUUGGCUGGUCUUUAGCUGAUCUGAAGGGUAUUAACCCUUCUGUUUAUAUGCAUCGUAUCUACUGUGAAGACGGAGCUAAAUCCAUGUGA